GAGGUUUUGUUUGUUCGGCCUUGAGUUCGUCUCUGUCCUCUCUUUCCCCUCAUUCCUCUCCAGGGUUAUGAAGCUUAGAGAGAGGAGAGAGAAAACUCCGUAAACACAAACACACCAACAAAAACCUAAAACGGGAAACCAAUUUUUCUCUCUCGAUUUCCCUGAAUCUGUACUUCGAAUCAUUUUCCCGGAAAACCAUCGGAUACCUCUUCCUGUUCGGAGAAAUUCCUAGGAUCUGAUAGAAGAGGAGGAGGAGCUAGGGUUUCUGUUUCUCUGGUCUUUUGAUUUCGAGAAGCGGGAACUGGAUUCAAAGAAUGUUGAUCAGAGAAGCGGUUUUGUGCGAAUUCUAGUUGGAUCGAUCUCAGUUAGGUUUUAAUUUCGUGCGUGAGCUUGGAUAAUGGAUGUCGAUUCGUCUAUGGUGCCGGAGAACGAUCAUGAUCCGGCGGUUCAGAACCCAGGCGGAGGUCAAUCCCCCUCGCCGAUGGAGAGGGAGGCGCCACAGCAGAUGAGCGAGCAAUCUCUGCCGGGAGCCGGAUCCGCGCCGGCGUCUUCAUCUCCUGACUCGGCGGCGAGUCCGCCGGCGCAACAGCAGGCGGCGGCGCAAUCACAGCCAGUUGCGGUGGCUGGUCCGAGAUGUGCGCCGACCUAUUCGGUGGUGAACGCUAUAAUAGAAAACAAGGAGGACGGUCCUGGUCCUAGGUGUGGUCACACGUUGACGGCGGUGCCUGCCGUUGGUGAGGAGGGCACGCCUGGUUACAUAGGGCCUCGUCUCAUCUUGUUCGGUGGUGCGACGGCUCUCGAGGGCAAUUCUGGGGGAACCGGGACGCCAUCUUCAGCUGGAAGUGCGGGCAUUCGACUAGCUGGUGCAACUGCUGACGUUCAUUGUUAUGAUGUCCUCUCAAAUAAGUGGACAAGGCUGACACCCUAUGGUGAGCCACCUACCCCGAGAGCUGCACAUGUUGCAACUGCUGUUGGGACUAUGGUAGUUAUUCAGGGUGGAAUUGGUCCUGCUGGUUUGUCGGCUGAGGAUCUUCAUGUUCUUGAUCUCACUCAACAACGGCCACGUUGGCAUAGGGUUGUUGUUCAGGGUCCUGGACCAGGACCCCGUUAUGGGCAUGUCAUGGCGCUGGUGGGACAGAGGUAUCUCAUGGCUAUCGGUGGAAAUGAUGGGAAACGUCCACUCGCUGAUGUAUGGGCCUUGGACACUGCUGCAAAGCCUUAUGAAUGGCGUAAGCUGGAACCUGAAGGGGAAGGUCCUCCUCCAUGCAUGUAUGCCACUGCAAGUGCACGCUCUGAUGGUCUUCUUCUCCUUUGUGGUGGAAGGGAUGCAAACAGUGUGCCUCUUGCAAGUGCAUAUGGACUUGCCAAGCAUAGAGAUGGACGUUGGGAGUGGGCCAUCGCUCCUGGUGUUUCGCCUUCGGCCAGAUAUCAGCAUGCAGCAGUCUUUGUGAAUGCAAGACUCCAUGUGUCUGGUGGGGCUCUUGGUGGUGGGCGCAUGGUAGAAGAUUCUUCAAGCGUUGCAGUGUUGGAUACUGCAGCGGGUGUAUGGUGUGACACAAAAUCGGUUGUUACUAGUCCUAGAACUGGUAGGUACAGUGCUGAUGCAGCUGGUGGUGAUGCUUCUGUUGAGCUGACCAGACGUUGUAGGCAUGCUGCUGCUGCAGUCGGUGAUUUGAUUUUUGUUUAUGGUGGUCUACGUGGAGGGGUGUUACUCGACGACCUAUUGGUUUCUGAAGAUCUUGCUGCCGCAGAAACAACAUCUGCUGCCUCUCAUGCUGCUGCUGCGGCAGGGGGCAGAUUACCUGGGAGGUAUGGUUUCUCUGAUGAAAGGACGAGGCAGUUAUCUGAGACAUCACCUGAUGGCGCUGUUGUGCUUGGAAACCCUGUUGCCCCCCCUGUAAAUGGGGAUAUGUAUACUGAUAUAAGCACUGAAAAUGCAAUGCUUCCUGGAGUUCGGAGAACUAACAAGGGUGUGGAGUAUCUCGUUGAAGCAUCAGCAGCGGAAGCAGAGGCUAUCAGUGCUACACUGGCUGCCGCAAAGGCACGGCAGGUCAACGGUGAAGUUGAACUCCCAGAUAGGGAUCGUGGUGCUGAGGCUACACCUAGUGGGAAACCGACGUCUUCAUUAAUCAAGCCAGACUCUGCGGCUUCAAACAAUGUUCCUCCUGCAGGGGUUCGGCUUCAUCAUAGAGCUGUGGUGGUUGCCGCAGAAACUGGUGGAGCCUUAGGUGGAAUGGUUAGGCAGUUAUCAAUCGAUCAGUUUGAAAAUGAGGGACGGCGUGUUAGCUAUGGAACACCAGAAAGUGCAACAGCAGCAAGGAAAUUAUUAGAUCGACAGAUGUCCAUCAACAGUGUCCCUAAGAAGGUUAUAGCUCAUCUUUUGAAGCCUCGUGGAUGGAAGCCUCCAGUUCGACGACAGUUUUUCUUGGAUUGCAAUGAAAUAGCAGAUCUUUGUGAUAGCGCUGAACGUAUCUUUGCAAGUGAACCAACCGUUUUACAGCUUAGAGCUCCUAUCAAGAUAUUUGGUGAUCUCCAUGGACAGUUUGGUGAUCUUAUGCGCCUUUUUGAUGAAUAUGGCUCACCGUCAACAGCUGGAGAUAUAGCAUACAUCGAUUACCUCUUCUUAGGAGAUUAUGUCGAUCGGGGUCAACACAGCCUAGAAACAAUCACACUUUUGCUUGCGUUAAAGGUUGAGUACCUUCAUAAUGUACAUUUAAUUCGUGGAAAUCAUGAAGCCGCGGAUAUUAAUGCCCUUUUCGGCUUCAGGAUAGAAUGCAUCGAGCGGAUGGGUGAAAGAGAUGGAAUCUGGGUGUGGCACCGAAUAAACCGUUUAUUCAAUUGGCUUCCUCUGGCUGCAUUGAUCGAGAAGAAAAUAAUCUGUAUGCAUGGGGGUAUUGGUCGGUCCAUAAAUCAUGUGGAGCAGAUAGAAAAUAUUCAGCGUCCUAUUACCAUGGAAGCAGGCUCCAUUGUUCUUAUGGACUUAUUGUGGUCCGAUCCAACUGAAAACGACAGCGUGGAAGGACUACGACCCAAUGCUAGGGGUCCUGGUUUGGUUACUUUCGGGCCGGACCGUGUUAUGGAGUUCUGCAGCAACAACGAUCUUCAGUUGAUUGUUCGCGCACAUGAAUGUGUAAUGGAUGGAUUCGAGCGUUUCGCCCAGGGCCACUUGAUAACACUUUUCUCAGCUACAAAUUAUUGUGGUACGGCAAACAAUGCAGGGGCAAUCUUAGUAUUGGGGAGAGAUCUCGUUGUGGUCCCUAAACUGAUUCAUCCGUUACCUCCAGCGAUGUCAUCCCCUGAAGCUUCACCAGAAAGACAUAUAGAAGACACAUGGAUGCAGGAACUGAACGCUAAUAGACCACCAACACCGACCAGAGGACGUCCACAAGCCCCCAACGACCGAGGCUCACUCGCUUGGAUAUAAUGACCACACUCUCUCCUGCUGCGUACAUAGACAUACUUCUCCCAAAAAAAAACUCCUCCUGAAGGCCGAUUUCCCGGCAAUGGCUGAUGUUGUGUACAGAGCUGAAAACAAGAAAAAAACCUCCUUCCGAGACCCGCGAAUUGCUGUUCUUCGAUGUAAGUCUUUCUAUCCACAGGUUGAAAUUGAUGAUUAAUGACGAGACCUGGGAAUCGAAAUCGUCACUGUGGAUGCAUAGGUGUGUGUGUGUGUAAAUUGAGUGCAAAAAAAAAAAGGUCGAUAUGAAAAAGGGUAUGGGAAAGCAAGAAAAAACUCAGUUUUGGUGGUGAAGGGGAGAGUUUCUUCAGACGCGGGUGAGGUUUUAGUUUGCUGGUUUAGUCUUCUUUUAUAUCAAUUUCCCAUUCAGCCGGUUCUCUUUUUUCUUUUGUUUCUUCUUCUUCUUCUUUACUUUUUGGCCUUUUGGUGAGUGGCACGAGAGCACUUAGAGAUGGUGGCAGCAGAGUGACAUAUAUGAUUAUUAUUAUUAUUAUAUAUAUAUGAUUAUGGUAAUGAUAUAUUUAGUCAGCACUAGUUUUAGCGUUUGUGUUGCGGUGUAUCAUAGAGGGUGUUUGGGCUUUAUGUGUAACUCUCUCUACCACCCACUUGAUUCAGUUUGUGCCAUUUGCAACCGGUGUGUGUGUUGAACCAUUUGAAACCGGUUUGUGUGUUGGUGAUAACAAAAUUGUUUGUUUGCUUUUUCCUUC
This is a messenger RNA of Tarenaya hassleriana, 4164 nucleotides long. RefSeq names its product serine/threonine-protein phosphatase BSL2. The transcript is spliced from 21 exons. The record is from RefSeq and is a predicted model, not a curated record. Bases 398 to 3424 code for a protein of 1008 amino acids. Gene Ontology annotation, molecular function: protein binding; phosphoprotein phosphatase activity. Gene Ontology annotation, biological process: brassinosteroid mediated signaling pathway. NCBI's taxonomy places the organism in Eukaryota, Viridiplantae, Streptophyta, Magnoliopsida, Brassicales, Cleomaceae.